Mugil cephalus (flathead mullet) is the source of this 930-nucleotide messenger RNA. RefSeq names its product olfactory receptor 11H2-like. The transcript has a single exon. The record is from RefSeq and is a predicted model, not a curated record. NCBI's taxonomy places the organism in Eukaryota, Metazoa, Chordata, Actinopteri, Mugiliformes, Mugilidae. Gene Ontology annotation, molecular function: olfactory receptor activity; G protein-coupled receptor activity. Gene Ontology annotation, cellular component: membrane. Gene Ontology annotation, biological process: G protein-coupled receptor signaling pathway. The coding region runs from base 1 to 930 and encodes 309 amino acids.
AUGGAUGAUGUUGAUUUAAAUAUUACCUAUAUUAUUCUUGAUGGUCAUGUGGAAAUUGACAAAUACAGAUAUGUCUACUUUUUUGUCUUGAUAUCAGUAUAUAUUCUAAUAAUCUGCAGCAAUUCUACUAUUGUUUACCUUAUUUGGAUAGAUAAAAACCUCCAUGAGCCUAUGUACAUUUUCAUUGCAGCUUUGCUACUGAACUGUAUUCUUUACAGUACUACUGUUUAUCCAAAGCUCCUGAUCGACCUUUUAUCUAAAAAACAGAUCAUCUCAUAUUCUGCCUGCCUCUUUCAGUUUUUUGUAUUUUACUUUUUAGGGAGUGCAGAAUUCUUUCUCUUGUCAGCUAUGUCCUAUGACAGAUAUGUGUCUAUAUGUAAACCUCUGCAAUAUCCAAAUAUCAUGACAACAACCACUGUGAGAAUGUUCCUGGUUAUGGCUUGGGUUAUACCUGCUGGUCAUAUUGCUGUUCCUGCAAUACUGAGCGCACAAGCAAAACUGUGCAAGUUCAAUUUAAAAGGAGUAUUUUGUAACAAUGCAGUUUAUCAUCUUCAGUGUGUAGAAUCAAGAUCCAUUACUAUAUUUGGAGUGAUUUGUUUAUUGGAUCUUGUAGUAUUUCCUAUGCUCUUCAUAGUUUUUACAUACACCAGGAUACUUAUAAUAACCUACCGAUGUUCUAGAGAAGUGAAAAAGAAAGCUGCAGAAACCUGUUUACCACACCUGUUGGUAUUGAUCAGUUUCUCUAUUUUGAGUGCAUAUGAUGUUAGCAUAGCUCGUGUGGAAUCUAAUCUUCCAAGAGCUGCACGUUUAUUAAUGACUUUACAAAUAGUUCUGUAUCACCCUCUGUUUAAUCCAUUUAUAUAUGGACUCAAAAUGAAGGAAAUAUCUAAACACUUGAAAAGAUUGUUAUGUCCCGGCAAAUUCAUCUGA